Molecule: messenger RNA, 1533 nt
Organism: Aspergillus melleus
Lineage: Eukaryota; Fungi; Ascomycota; Eurotiomycetes; Eurotiales; Aspergillaceae
Exons: 1
Coding region: 560-1387 (275 amino acids)
Source: RefSeq, a predicted model, not a curated record
UCUAUUCCAAUUCCAUCGCAUUGGCUCUCUGCUUAUUUCCGUUUGUUUGUAUGACUGAGCCGUGCCCCUCCAUACAUGCCCCUCCAUCGUCAUCCUUUAAAGGCCUCCGCCACUAACUUUCCCUGUUCACCUUCAGAUUGCACGUUCUGGAUUUGUACUGGAGUUCUCAAACAAACAGUCAUUCCGUGAGACAUACAGGUGUGCUUAAGCCUGCGAGCACUGCUGGCUAAGAUCUCAAUCCCUGCUCGGUUGUACGCCGACCAAAAAGAAAGAGAAGGGUACACGCAGGGCCAAAGCUUUUCCAGAAAUCAAUCAAAAGGGCAGGGGGUUAAAAAAAAAGACCCGGCGACAUUGAAACGAUUAUCCUUUUUUUUCUUAGAUAAACUCACGAACCAGGUCUUUUUUCUUCAAACCUCAUCUCCUUCUUCCCCUCCGAUACGUCAGGGGAACUCCCGCCAAACUGGAACCAUACGCAAGUCCGCCGCUCUCCCCUCCGGCACAUUGGUCCCUUGAUCCCAACCCCGUGUGUAGGGACGCUCCGUGGGACCGGCUGGGUGGCAUGGAUGGCGAUACCCGACGUAUGAAGCAACAUGAACAGGCACAGUUUGCGACGCGGGCAGGAAUGACCCGGCGUACGGUCUCGCGACCCUACGGGGCCGCGACGGAUCGAUUCAGGCAGGCGACCCUUCAAUCGACACGUGGAGAUGCGCCGUCCCAGGCGACGGGACGCGCCCGGCUGUCCACGUCCGCAUACCUAGAUUAUGAAUACCCCGACGGUGCUUUCCAGGGCGGCUCGCUGCAGGGUGACGAGUUACAGCCGUAUGCGCCGACGUUGCGCGACCACCAACGUCAGCAAGUGCAGCCAUCGUUCACCGGCUACGAGUCUGAGAUGGUCUACAACCUCAACCAACAGGGCCCGACGCAGUCCCCGUACGAGGUCGUGCCACCCUAUGCAACACGGCAAUCUGCAGCGAUGGAUGCGCUCUCCUCGCAAUUCGCCGUUCCACAGUAUUAUAAUGAGCCGACUGGACCCGGGGUUCCGUCGCCCUACCUGGCGCAGUUACCGCUGGCUGCUUAUAACCAGCCGGGGCCCAUUGGUCGCUCUGGCACCACCCAGCCCUUUCCCGCAACCAUGCCGGACAUGACCCCGGUGGGCACGACCGGACGCCUGGAGCCGUCGCCGCCGUCGCAGCCUCAGCCCCAGCAACCAGCGGCGGGCGAAUCUUUCGGUCAUCCGAACGAGUCGUAUGGGCAGUUUCAUCAGGCAUUGAGAGAGACCUUCGCGGACACGCGCGCCGGCCGAUUGGUAGAGGCUAGUAGAUCACUCUUGGAAAUCUCCGAGUGGCUUGUGACUAAUGCGCGGGAACUGGGUAUGUCUCUCCCUUAGCGUGCCUCCUAAUUCUUCCUUAAUCUUGGUUAUUUACCCACUUCCUGCUGCCCCUAAGAAAGCACCGACCCAGACACUUGUAUUGUACAUGCAUGUCCGUGGCCAAUGCUCUUUUUUCGUUUCUUGUUUUUUUCUUUUUCUUUAUU